Messenger RNA from Tarenaya hassleriana, 2309 nucleotides. RefSeq names its product ABC transporter G family member 5-like. NCBI's taxonomy places the organism in Eukaryota, Viridiplantae, Streptophyta, Magnoliopsida, Brassicales, Cleomaceae. Gene Ontology annotation, cellular component: membrane. Gene Ontology annotation, molecular function: ATP hydrolysis activity; ATP binding; ABC-type transporter activity. The coding region runs from base 224 to 2152 and encodes 642 amino acids. The record is from RefSeq and is a predicted model, not a curated record. The transcript has 2 exons.
GCACGUGAACUCUACAUUUCUCAGUGGGAAAAUCGCAGCAAACUCCGAAUAACACUUUCACGUGAACAAAGUAGCAGCCAAAAUUACAGAACAUUUCUUCAUUACACACACAUAUAUAUAUUAAAAAAAAUAUAAAACCAUAGAAAGGACAUGGUUUUUGUUGGGCGCACUGGGCCUUUGGGAGGAAGAACAGAACAGAGAGGAUCAACAAAGAGCUUCAUCCAUGAAGAAGGAAGGAUGUGAGAUAGAAGCUGUGGAUAUCGACUUCAAGAUCUUUCCACGGAUCAGAAGGGUUAACCCUUUCGCGAUCUCCGUGUGGAAAAUGCCCCAAGAAACUGAUCCGUGGAAGAUUGAGGAAGAGACAGGCAACAAGAUCAAGCAUGUCUUAAACGGAGUUACCUGCAGAGCGAAACCGUGCGAAAUUCUUGCAAUUGUCGGCCCCAGUGGCGCAGGGAAGUCUUCUCUGCUUGAAAUUCUUGCUUCCAAAGCCACUCCACAAACCGGCUCGGUUUUUGUGAACCAGAAACCUGUUGACAGAGCCAAGUUCAAGAAAAUCUCAGGUUAUGUCACUCAGAAGGAUACUCUGUUUCCUUUACUUACGGUGGAAGAAACCCUUAUGUUCAGCGCCAAGCUGCGUCUAAAUCUCCCUCGAGAAGAACUGAGAUUGCGGGUGAAGUCCUUGGUACAAGAGCUCGGUUUAGAAGCUGUAGCAAUGGCUCGUGUUGGCGAUGAUAGGGUCAGAGGAAUAUCCGGUGGAGAGAGACGUCGAGUUUCUAUAGGAGUUGAGGUUAUUCAUGAUCCCAGAGUUCUUAUUCUUGAUGAACCCACGUCUGGUUUGGACAGUACUUCGGCACUGCAGAUCAUAGAGAUGCUCAAACUAAUGGCUGAAACACGGGGUCGGACCAUAAUUCUGAGCAUCCACCAACCGGGAUUUCGUAUAGUUAAGCUCUUCAACUCUGUUCUUCUGUUGGCCAAUGGCUCGGUCUUGCAUCAAGGCUCGCUAGACCAGCUUGGUGGUUACUUGAGGUCAAUUGGUUUGCAGCUUCCUCUCCAUGUAAAUAUUGUAGAGUUCGCCAUCGAGUCCAUUGAAGACAUCAGAAAACAGCAAAAGAUUCAGCGAGGAAGAAGGGUGGGACAUGUCCUGACAUCAACAACACAACAACAGAAGAAAUCAGAAGAUAUGAAAGAGGAAGGCAGAAGUGGAAAAUCCACGCUACAACAGCUGUUUCAGCAAUCCAAGGUUGCUGAUAAGGGAACCAUGAAUGCUGGCAUUGAAUUCAACAGGAAUUUCGCAAAAUCAAGAAUAGAAGAAACUAUGAUACUCACUCAUAGGUUCUCAAAAAACAUAUUUAGAACUAUGGAGCUGUUUGCAUGCAGGACAGUUCAGAUGUUAGCGUCAGGACUAGUUCUCGGUCUGAUUUUCCAUAAUCUUAAAGUCGAUCUCAUUGGUGCACGAGAAAGGGUAGGCCUAUUUGCAUUCAUAUUGACAUUCCUGCUAACUAGAACAAUAGAGGCACUGCCGAUAUUUCUGCAAGAAAGGGAGAUUCUAAUGAAGGAGACCUCAAGUGGAAGCUACAGAGUAUCGUCAUAUGCAAUUGCUAAUGGACUCGUCUACUUGCCAUUUCUGCUCAUCCUAGCUAUCCUAUUCACUGUCCCAGUAUACUGGUUGGUGGGACUAAACCCUAAUUUCAUGGCAUUUCUGCACUUUUUGUUGCUGAUUUGGUUGAUUCUUUACACGGCAAACUCAGUUGUCGUGUGCUUUAGUGCACUGGUUCCUAAUUUCAUCGUCGGAAAUUCAGUGAUUUCCGGUUUCAUGGGCUCGUUCUUUCUGUUCUCUGGCUACUUCAUAUCGAAGCACGAGAUCCCCAGCUACUGGAUUUUCAUGAAUUACAUCUCUCUGUUCAAGUAUCCCUUCGAAGGAUUUCUGAUAAAUGAGUUCUCCAAGUCAAACAAGUGCUUGGAGUAUGUUCUUGGUAAAUGCCAAGUCACUGAAGAGGGUCUACUAAGAGAAGAAGGGUAUGGAAAGGAGAGUCGAUGGAGAAAUGUUAUGAUCAUGGUUUGUUUUAUCUUAGUCUACAGGUUUAUUUCCUAUGUGAUCCUGAGGUGUAGGUGCUCCCAAUCCCAACUAAGUUUCAAGGGCACCCGAGCUUGAAGGAUAUGGUAAAAAUACUGUCUUUCAUGUAAGUCUUUCAUGAACAUGUUUGUUCACAUGUUUCGAGAUUUACUUCGUAUAGCUUCUGAAGAAGAAAACUGAGAUUCACUAAAGAAGUGAAAAAAAAAGGUCUUCUGCGAAGAGAUUUUUCAUUUGA